AGGACUCGGGGCCAAAUUAAAAUCCUGUACCCCCUCCACCACCGUCCUCCUCCUAACGAUAUCAAACCAUUUUGCAUACUGACUUCCGCCCCGUUUGGCUCUCCCUCCCUCGUCUGCAUCAGCCGGCGAGCAGCUAGUAUGACAGGAGGAUACAGUAUCACCCAGAGCCAUGAGGAGCUGACUUAAAAACUUCAUUUAGAAAGUAGGCGGAUGUCGUGUGUGGUCGAUAUAGGUCACAGAAGGAUUAGUGGAAACGCAGGAGGAAGCCAAUGUAUUUUUUUUGAUGCAAUGGGAUUUGCUACUUUCGUAUGAAGAGGCGGACCUAUGAGACGCUGCGAGUUCAAUAUGCUGAAGCUGUCCUCGGUGUUUGUAUACUUCCCACGGAUACGAAAGACCAGAUUUUCACCUCAUUUUUCCACCAUGAGUUACAUCCACAAGGUAUUGAAUGUAUUGCUACGUGGACUCGUCAUCUAUGCGGUACUGGGCUUGGAGUGCACUUACUCGGAUGAUCUACCCAGCCAGCCAUCUGAUGCUGCAAAUGUAGCCACUACAGACCCCUGUCUUAUAGUGAUGCCACCAUGCAUGGGCGAGGCCGACCGCUUCAGUCUGGAGGCGCUGCGGCACAUCCACAAACAGCUGGAUGAUGACAAUGACGGGGGAAUAGAGGUCAACGAAAGCGUGGAGUUCAUAAUAGAAGACAUGAAGCAGCAGCAAACCAACAAACACAGCAACCUGCACCGUGAAGACCAGCACAUCACCGUGGAGGAGCUGUGGAAAGGCUGGAAGACCUCUGAAGUCCACAACUGGACCAUGGAGGACACGGUGCAGUGGCUGAAGGAGUCUGUGGAGCUGCCGCAGUACGAGCAGAACUUCAGGGACUUCCGGGUCACGGGGAACACCUUGCCUCGAAUGGCGGCAAACGAACCAUCGUUUAUGUCGAUGCAGCUGAAGAUAUUAGACCAGCGGCACAAACAAAAACUCAACCUAAAAGCGCUAGACGCAGUCCUGUUUGGGCCUCCUCUCCGUCCACAACAUAACUGGAUGAAAGACUUUGUCCUGAUGGUCUCCAUCGUCAUUGGUGUUGGGGGCUGCUGGUUUGCAUAUGUGCAGAACAAGUCCAGCAAAGUGCACAUCUCCCAGAUGAUGAGGGAUCUGGAGAGCCUGCAGCAUGCGGAGCAAAGCCUCUUGGACCUGCAGAGUCGGCUGGAAAAGGCUCAGGAGGAGAACCGGACGGUGGCUGUGGAGAAGCAGAACCUCGAGCAGAAGAUGAGGGAUGAGAUCACUGGGGCCAAAACAGAGGCUCACCGGCUCCGAGAGCUGCGAGAGGGCGCUGAAUGCGAACUCAGCCGGCUUAAAUACGCUGAGGAGGAGCUCGUACAGGUGCGAAAGGCUCUGAAGCGAGCGGAGAAGGAGCUGCAGUCGGAGCGAUCGGUGCCAGAAGCUCUUCAGAAGUGGCUCCAGCUCACGCACGAGGUGGAGGUUCAGUACUACAACAUCAAGAAACAGAACGCAGAGUUUCAGCUGUGCGUCGCCAAAGAAGAGGCAGAGAAGAUAAAAAAGAAAAGAGGUUCUGUGUUUGGAACUCUUCACGUAGCCCACAGCUCAUCGCUGGAUGAGGUGGACCACAAGAUACUAGAAGCAAAAAAAGCCCUGUCAGAGGUGACGGCCUGCCUGAGGGAGCGGCUGCACCGCUGGCAGCAGAUUGAGAAGCUUUGCAACUUCCCCGUCGUCAACAACUCGGGACUGCCGAGCCUGACGGCCAGCCUCUACUCAGACCACAGCUGGGUGGUCAUGCCGCGAGUCUCGGUGCCUCCGUACCCCAUCGCUGGGGGAGUGGACGACCUGGACGAGGACACGCCUCCCAUCAUUCCGCAGUUCACAACGACCACGUUGAUCCGGCCCCCGCUGACACGCAGCAGCAGCCUGUGUCGGUCCCGCCGGAGCCUGCUGAGCUCCCCACAGUCCUCACUGUUGUCCCCAGACCCGGACCUGCUGUCCAUGGCCAGCUCUUCCCUCUCCUAUCGUCCCGAGGCAGAUGACGAACAUAUCAUGUUCAGCUCGGAUAGGAGGGGGUAUGUAGCGUUGGCCGGAACACCGCGGAAUGGUUUUACAGUUUGGACUCACAGAGAACCGGCUCAGGAGGGCAGCUCUGACACAGACUCUCUCAGCUCCUCCAUGGGCUGCAAGCAGCCGCACAACCCCUGCACGCCGGGCUCGGACACGCCUUACCGCAAGAUCUCCCGUGAGGAGCUGCUGCUGUUCGGCCAGAGCCCUGAGCUUCCCGCCUCCACCACCUCCACUACCAGCAGCAGCAGCAGCAGCAGUCUCAGGGACUCCACGCCUCCCCCUAUGCCCCCCACUCCGGUCACCACCCCUUCGGGCCCGCCCUCCACCUCGCCUUCCCCGGCCUUGGAGCACCACCCAUUCGCACACAGAGGCUCGCCCGACCUCACCCGAAUCAUACCCGAGUCCCAAAGCGCAACCUUCUCACAGGGGAACGUCGUCUCUCCGACGGGCAAAGGCAUGUACAACGGCAUCCUGGAGAAGUCUUACAGCUUCGGCCAGCUGCCCGCAAGCAUGCUACCCAACGUGGGGCGUUACCCAUCUCUUACCUCCCUGGACUCGGAGGGCCGGAGCAUGGGAAGGGAAUACAAGCUUCAGAGCACCUCCUCCCAGGACUCGAGCGACAAUGGGGAGAAAAUUAAGCGCUCCUCCUCUAAAAUCAAAAGCUUAUUUAAGAAGAAAAAAUAAAACUUGCAGUGAGGUUGUGUGAGAGAGAAAUAAAACGUAAGGAGUUGUUUUAUCCCUACAAAUAAAAACACGGACAUCCCUAUAAGCUGAAACAUUUCAUUUUCUCUCUUGGUUUCUUUUUUGUUGUUAAAGGCGGAAUGUAGCUCAGUCUGGGUGCCUUUAAACGCCUCAGAUUGGUAGCCUUAUUUUACAAUAUUGCCCUUUCAUUUUGUUCUUAUAGCCGCACAGGGGAAAGGUGAAAGGUCAUGACACCUGUCCUCCAGACAGCCAACACACGCCCCGUUCACUGUCUUCUGUCCGUAUUGGUUUGAACCAAAAAAGCUACUACAUGUUAAGGAUCUAAAGGUAUUUCUCCUGUAACUAUUUAAAUUACACUUUCACUUGUGACAGCAGCACAUCAAUAUCACAAUUUCUUAAAACAUAAUUAAAUGUCUGAGUGACUUCUCUCAGUUCAAACUGUGGGUUACAUCUUGCUUUGAGUCCUAAACUCAUUUACUUGAUUGAUUUCCUUUGGGGGAGGGGGGAAGAAAAAAAUCCUGCUAAAAGUUUGUUGCACUACUACUUUCCUAGUAUUUCAGGAGAGAGUCGCUGCUUGCGGAGUACAUAGUAAAUAAAGUCAAAGAGAUGAGAGAAACACAUUAGCAGCAGCAGUGGAGACGCAGCAUGAUGCCAGAGCCAAAAUUAUCUGAUGCAUCUUCAAUGCUGCUACUCAUGGAUGUCUCAAUAUAUAUAAAUAUAUAUAUAUAAAUACUUUGUUUUCACGUUAUUAUAUUGUAAUAGAUGUUUUUAAAUAGAUUUAUAUUGGUGGGGGUUCCUAUGAACUGAUCUUUACUGAAUAAAGUUUAUUAAAUAUGCAGAUUUAACCCACACCAGUCAAUUUCCCUGUAUUCUAGCGUUCCUUAUUACUUGAUUAACUGUGUCCUGUAGCCAGAGCGACAUAUGAUUUCCAUUUAUUUGUCUUAAAUACUGUGUCACCACCAGAUUUUGAUCAAAUUGUCUGUGAAAAUGAUUCUCUUUGUGUUUGGAGUGCCAUAUUCACGCCGCAAUUAAGGAAACACGAGUGCCAGGACACGUAAGACAGUUACAGGAAUGUCAUGUAAAAAAAUAACAAAAAAGUUUCUGUAAUCAGCAGCUGACUGUCUCUAAAGAUGUUUCCUCUGUCAUCUGUGUGUCCAGGCUUUUUAAAGACAAACCCUAAGGAUUAUCUGCUUUAGAAAAAGGAACUAUUUGAUCUAGAUUUGAUCGAUUACCCCCUCAGACGACCCUCAUAUAGAAACACUACGCUCGAAGCCGACCCAUGCAAUACAGAACGAUCUCACCUCCGGGCUCGCACCGAGCACACUGAUGUCAAGAGCUCCUGCUUCACACUGUGAUUACUGACUCCCUCCCUUCAUCCUGGACCUGGCCGUCACUGCUGCAGACUCGUCGGGUCGUGUGACGACUGUGACAGGGGUGACUCGAUGAAAUGUCAGGAAGGUGGGGUGGGGGGGUUGAUGCUGCGUACGAGGUGUGUCUGGGUGACAGGACGACACCAUCACAAGAGGAUCCAAUGGCCUCUGUUUUUACAGAAAAGAAAAACAUAUAUAUAUAUAUAAAAUAUGACAGCACACAAUGAAGGAGCUAAAAGAACUGCAAGCCGAGGAGAAUAUGAAUGUUUACGAGACGGGGUUUUUUGAGAACAUUUUGUGUGUGAAUAUUUGUAUACUGUAGGAGAAUUAAUAAAAAAAAAAUGGAGGUAU
Scatophagus argus is the source of this 4490-nucleotide messenger RNA. RefSeq names its product stromal interaction molecule 2b (gene stim2b). Gene Ontology annotation, cellular component: endoplasmic reticulum; plasma membrane. Gene Ontology annotation, biological process: store-operated calcium entry; activation of store-operated calcium channel activity; intracellular calcium ion homeostasis. The transcript has 13 exons. The record is from RefSeq and is a predicted model, not a curated record. The coding region runs from base 325 to 2751 and encodes 808 amino acids. NCBI's taxonomy places the organism in Eukaryota, Metazoa, Chordata, Actinopteri, Scatophagidae. Gene Ontology annotation, molecular function: calcium channel regulator activity; protein binding; calcium ion binding.